CAUUUCGUAAACAAAUGAAUGAUAAAGGGGAGACUCGAGUGUAUCGUCUUUGACUCUUCGUGUCUCUUAAAACUUCCUCCGUUUCACGUAGCUGGUAAUAAAUCUCCAAAACAAUCUCUGAAAAACUCAACACAAAAUCUGGAGUUCUUGAAAGAUAAACCGAUGGAGAAGGCAACUAAACAGACAAUUCCUCUACUCACCCAAUUCUCAAUGAGAAACUUCAACCUUACACACAGAAUAGUUAUGGCUCCGAUGGGGAGAUUGAGAUCAUAUGGUAACGUUCAACACCCUCACGUCGCCUUGUAUUACUCUCAGAGAACAACUCCGGGAGGUCUUCUCAUCAGCGAAGCCACCGGAGUUUCUGAAACUGCAAUGGCGUAUCAAAACAUGCCAGGGAUAUGGAGAAAAGAACAAAUAGAAGCAUGGAAGCCCAUCGUUGACGCCGUUCAUUCUCACGGCGGCGUCUUCUUCUGCCAGCUCUGGCACGCUGGUCGUGUUUCUCAUCGAGAUUGUCAGCCAAAUCGAGAAGCUCCGGUCUCUUCUACGGAUAAGCCAUUCGCCAACGAUCCAUCGAGUGAGUAUACACCUCCGAGAAGGCUAACAACUGAUGAAAUCCCCACCAUUGUUAAUGAGUUUCGUCUCGCUGCAAGAAACGCAAUCGAAGCUGGUUUCGAUGGAGUUGAGAUCCAUGGAGCUCACGGGUACUUGAUUGACCAGUUCAUGAAAGACUCUGUUAACGAUCGAGUCGAUGAUUACGGAGGAUCUCUAGAGAAUCGAUGCAGAUUCGCUUUAGAAGUAAUCGAAGCGGUGUCGAACGAGAUAGGACCUGAUCGCGUUGGAAUCAGACUCUCACCGUUCGCUAAUUACAUGGAAUCCGGAGAUUCAGACCCUCAAAGAUUAGGGCUUUACAUGGCUAAGUCGCUCAACAGAUUCGAGAUACUCUACUGCCAUAUGGUUGAGCCGAGGAUGAAAACAGCAAGUGAGAUAUUCGAAUGCACGGAAUCGCUUACGCCGAUGAGAAAGGUGUUUGAUGGAACGUUCAUUGUCGCCGGGGGUUAUACGAGAGAAGAUGGGAACAAGGCGGUGGCGGAGGGAAGAGCUGAUCUUGUGGCAUACGGACGACUGUUCUUGGCUAAUCCGGAUUUGCCUAGAAGGUUCGAGCUCGAUGCGCCGCUGACUAAGUAUGACAGACCAAGUUUCUAUAGUUUUGAUCCUGUCGUGGGUUACACUGAUUACCCUUUUCUUGAGACAAUAGAGUAAAUCUCUUGUCAGUUCAACUGUUAUGUAAGUACUGUAUGUCCAAUGUGAUGUAGCGAGGUUUACGUUCUUGAUGGGCCUUAUCCGGUGUUUGCGUGCCCAUCAAGCAAGAGUCGGUGUUUGGUUUUAUCGUUUUGAUUUCUUCGUUUGCUAGGAUAAUUUCUAUUGCGUUUGGCCUUAUCUUUUCAUUUAGGAUCAAGUUUCGUGAGUCUUUACACAACUCUAUAAAUAGAGCUUGUGACCACCUAUGUAUUCCAUCGUUGAUUUGAGAAUAAGAAAACCCAAAAACAGAGGCAAUUUAAUUUGCCCAUCCUGUCGUGGGUUACA
This is a messenger RNA of Camelina sativa (false flax), 1584 nucleotides long. RefSeq names its product putative 12-oxophytodienoate reductase-like protein 1. NCBI's taxonomy places the organism in Eukaryota, Viridiplantae, Streptophyta, Magnoliopsida, Brassicales, Brassicaceae. Gene Ontology annotation, molecular function: FMN binding; oxidoreductase activity. The record is from RefSeq and is a predicted model, not a curated record.